Messenger RNA from Vitrella brassicaformis, 1936 nucleotides. NCBI's taxonomy places the organism in Eukaryota, Vitrellaceae. The record is from the annotation of a GenBank genome assembly.
CCAUGCCAUUCAUUCAUCAGAGACGAAUGUAACUGGUCAGUCAGCCGAUUCACUACAUCUACACGCAGUCAUUACAUCCACACAACACAAAAGCAGUCCAGAAAAACGAAAGUCCUGAGGUCAUCCCAGCCUCUUCCUGUCUCAGUCGAUGCCCAGCGACACGAACAGUCCGGUCCUCAACAGACGCCCCAGCUGGCCCCACUCGAAUUGGCAGUCCUGGUCGCCCAGGUGCUCGUUGAAGCCCUUGAUCACACCCACAACACCAUGCUGCGCCGCCUCGUCCAGCCGGGCCCGAUGCACCACCUCUCGCACGCCCACCACUUGCCCCCCGUUGCCAGCGGCACGAAUGGCGAAGCACUGCAGCGGCGGCACGGUCACCUUGACGCGCUUGUCGCCCUGCUGCUCGUACCUCGUCUCGCCCACCGCCUCCCUGUUGCCGCUCGUCUGUGUGGCCGCCGACUUGACGAAGUGGUCCACGGCCGCCUUGACGCGACGUUUGAGCCCCGUGUCGAAGAUGAGGUACUCGUCGAUGGCCGCCCCGGCAGCGGAGGGCUCGUGCAGGAAGGCGCCGAUCUUCCAGCCGAUGCCCUCUGCCUCGUGUGGUCCGAAUGCCAUGUUGGAUGGGGAGGGGUGGGGGUGGGCGCCGUCGUGGUGGGGGGCGAGGGGCAGCAGACGGGCGAGAAGCGUCGAGUGGUCGCGCUGGGGGGCGAGGGCGGCGUUGAUGGCCGAUAUGACGACCUCGGACAGCUGGUUGAGCACCGUGGCGUACUCGGACAGCACCAGCUGGCGACGACGACGCUGCUCCUCUGUGGCGUUGGGCAUGCGGCUGGUCGAUGGAGCCGCCCCACCCUUCAACAGCGUCCGGAUGGUGGUCUUGCACUCGCGGAUGCGUCUUGAGCGCUGCUGCCCCUCUCCAUCUUGUCUGAUGAAGCGAUCGAGCACAAAGGCGGCUGCCGCGAGGGGUGUCUCGUUGGGCUGGUUCGGCUUCCCUCUGUUGAUGUCCUCGGCUGUGAGCUGGCGGCACAGCCAAUCAGCCACACAGGGGAACGCACAGGCUGCCGCCAUGUGCAGUGGCGUGCCGCCUGAGUGGUCAGUUGCCGCAAAUUCGGCUCCGUGGCUGGUAAUGAGGUCCAGGUAAGCGUCGAUGAACUGCUGGGAAAAGGCGGAAGGACGCAGAGCUGCCGAAUACACCAGAUUCAUCCCACCGAACCGCUCCGCUGCGAGUGUGCUGUCGUGUUGGGCAAGUCUGCGGUACACCAAGAUGAGCGCCGCCUCAUACUCACGAGUGGCUGAAGGGGCAGCACCGUGGAUGUGGGGAAGCUCCAUUGCCAGAAAGCCCCGCACGUUGGCCUGGCGCGCCAGGAGGGUCUGCAAGGCCGUCAGAUUGCCCGCCGCAACGGCCGCCCUGAUGGGCCUGUCCACCCCCAGGUCCUCUCCGCCGCCCGCAUUGACGGCCGCCCCGCCGUCGAUGAGUGCAUUGAUGAUGUCACCCUGCAGCUGGCGGGAGGACCACUGCGGCAGGGCGACGGACAUCAGAGAGCCAUAAGCGCCGCUCGCAUAGAGGAAUGGGUAGUUUGAUGGACAGUCGAUGGCGAAAGGCAGGCAGCUGUAUCGAAAGAGAGGGGGACGUGUGGCGCCGCGGACACGAAGGCCGCCGAUGGCUCCCGGGUCAGCUCCUUGACGUAUCAGCUGUGUGAGUUGGUCUUGGUGAGUGAAGGCGCGGCGAAUGCAGCCCUCCAGCAGCCGUUGGCUCACGGGACUGACGCCCUCGUCGGGGAUGAUGUCGACGUCAUCCAGCGUCCUGCAGCCGGGCGGCACCGCCUGUGUGUGAGGCCCUUCUGAUGCGGCAGACGACGACUGCCCCAUGACGCCAAGCGACUACAAGCGACACUCCUGCACACACAGAUACAGAUCACACAGUCACGCGCCAGUAGAC